This is a messenger RNA of Trichoderma asperellum CBS 433.97, 1575 nucleotides long. NCBI's taxonomy places the organism in Eukaryota, Fungi, Ascomycota, Sordariomycetes, Hypocreales, Hypocreaceae. The record is from RefSeq and is a predicted model, not a curated record.
AUGACGCCAGGCUGUGGCUGUGCUGCUACGUUCAAGACACAAUCCGUUCUCAGCUCUUCAUACAUCUUGCCCAUGUCGCAGUCAUUGCAAUUCCCUUCCUCAUUUGUCACGCCGUGGAAGGACCUGCUCCUCUCUCACCAAAACGAGCGCUCUCGCGAUGCUCCCAACUAUCACAGCGCCGACGCCAUCGACUCUCUGCUGACGACCAGCACGCCAAAUUUGCUCUACGUGGGCACCGGCCACUCUAUAUUUACACGCGCAAUUCUGCCCGCCAUUGCGUCUGCCAAACACUCAAUCCAUUUCGUCACCUGUUACUGGGCCGCCUCGCCCUCUCUCGAUGGCAUCCGUCAGACUCUCCUCCAGCUUGCCGAAGCGCGUUCAAGAUCGGCAGAGACUCUGACUACCCUCAAUGUGAGCAUUGGGUUCUCGUCUUGGGGCCUAUUUCAGAAGCUGUUCCAUACAGCAGCGCCUGAAGGGUGCGUGUACCCCCCUUCGCGAUGGGCUAAACUGGGCUUGCCGGAUGAGGAGGCGCUGAGAAAAGGGGGCAUCGAGAUGACGGUGAAGAGUCUCUUUUUCACGCCGCUGAGCGUGAUGCACCCGAAAUACGUCAUCAUCGAUGAAGCCAAGGCGUGGAUUCCGAGCUGCAAUGUGAGCUGGGAGCGGUGGUUUGAAGGUUGCGUGGAGCUUGAGGGCGAGUUUAUCCAUAGGCUGCUGGCUUUCCAUGCCCGAGUUUGGGGUGCAAGAGUUGAUAUGGCAAAACCACAUGAUAAUGAUCACAUUGAGCUUGCAAGAAGAGAGGCAGAAAAUAGAGGCGCGAUUCAGGGCGUGGACGAAGAAGGUCUGCUAGUCGAAACCUCAAGCUCAUCACCGCUUACCGAGGGCGACGACGAUGAUCGCUCGGCAACACAAUGCAUUCACUUCACUGCUGUUGCUCCAACUCCGACCAUCUUCUUACCGUCACCGCAUCAUCGAAACCCCCGAUUCAAAUUCUUCUUCCCUUUCUUCUCUCAAUCUAAUCCGCCAAUGACUCCCCUCAACGCCGCGCUGCUCACUCUUUUUGCCAAUGCUUAUCACGAAAUCCACCUUGUUACGCCAAAUCUCACUUCAUGGCCGGUUAUAGAAGCCUUAUUAGAGGCCUUAUCUCGAGGAGUCAACGUCCAAGUCCGCACGGGGCGGAAUAUGAUGGUGAUUGAGCAGCUCAUUACCGCUGGGACAACUACAUCAUGGUGUCUCCGCCGCUUUGUUAAAAAGUACCAAGCUCUGUGUAAGCGCCGCACUCAGAAUCGCGACCCCGAGGCUCAGCUAGUAUCCCCUGGGCAUCUAGAGAUAUUUUAUUAUAAGCAGCUCGACGACAGAGCCAAGCUUGAAGACGAGCCCGUCUUUAGCCAUUUCAAGAUGACAAUGGUGGAUGGAGAGUAUCUCAUGCUAGGUUCGGGAAACAUGGAUAGAGCUAGUUGGUGGACGAGUCAAGAGAUUGGCGUGCUGUUUUACAUGCCGGGACUGAGGGAAAGGAGAGUAUGGGAGAAUGUGCUGGAGAAGAGGGCCGAAUUAGUGUUUCGGAGCAAGGAUAGGUGA